This is a messenger RNA of Mycena indigotica, 780 nucleotides long. RefSeq names its product CxC2 domain-containing protein. The coding region runs from base 1 to 780 and encodes 259 amino acids. Lineage: Eukaryota; Fungi; Basidiomycota; Agaricomycetes; Agaricales; Mycenaceae. The transcript has 8 exons. The record is from RefSeq and is a predicted model, not a curated record.
AUGACGGCCUACGACUAUUACUCGACAUUGGAGUCGCUAACCGAUGGCUUGGGGAUCAAUCCACCGGACCGUCACUCCAUCUUUUUGCGAAUUUCUCGCCAGUAUCGACACCUGAGGCGUGAUGGGAACUGGGCCGGGCGAGCUCGCCCUCAAAUGUCCCGCUUGUCCGCGGCCAGGUCCACCUAUCCGAAUGAUGGGAAGAUGCUCCUCCAGGAGACCAAUGCUUGUGCAUCAUAUCAUGUUCAUUGCCAUGAAUGCCUGCUUCCGCCUCAACGACCAAACGAGCUUCGAGACCCUGGUCUUGGAACGGCAGGAGCGGUCUUGCGGCUCUGGACCGUGCAAAUUCCAAGUUCUCCCGAGGCUAUAGUGUUACUGGUGUUGGUAUGGGGGGUUUGCGCAAGGGACGAAUUCGUGCUUCCUAAUGGUGUAGGUGAUUUGCAAGCGGGCGAGCGCUACAGCAACCUGGACUGCAUCUUCGCUUCCUUCAUGCGCCGCUUGAACUCCAGACUCCCCAAGUUAAUCUCCUACGACAUCGGCAAAAUGCACAUCAAAGGUCACUUGAUCCAGUGCCAAAUCCUGUUUUCUCUACUUUACAUUCUCGGUUCGGGCAAGCACACCGCGUCUGUGGACCUGGCGCUCGAUGGGAUCAACUCGACGACUUGGAACUGGAUGAAGACCCUUGGACCGGCGCUGUUAUUACUGGACAUGGCAGCGGAAGAGUGGGCGAAGCAAGAACAAGACAUUGACUUUAGGCGACAACUUCGUGCCCAAUCUCUCUGA